AGGCCUGUCCCUGGCUCCUCCACAUCCCUCCUUCUCCACUAUCUUCCUGCCUAUCCCAGACCCCCUCCCCUCAGCAUUCCCGCCCAUUCUCUCCUCCCCUUGCUUUGCUGCUUCCCUCUCUCUCUCUUCACACAACACAAGGAAGCAGACACAGGGCACGGAGCCGCCCGUCCCCCACUUUCCAUACCGUGAAACGGAUCUAAUCGUUAUCCCGACCCAAACCCAGCCGGAGCCAUGAGCUGGGGUACAGAGUUGUGGGACCAGUUUGAUAAUUUGGAGAAGCAUACACAAUGGGGCAUAGACUUCCUGGACAAGUAUGCAAAGUUUGUGAAAGAAAGGUUAGAGAUUGAGCAGAAUUAUGCAAAACAGCUAAGAAACCUGGUGAAGAAGUUCUGCCCCAAACGUUCAGCUAAAGAUGAAGAACCCAGAUUCACCUCUUGUUUAUCUUUUUACAACAUUCUAAAUGAGCUCAAUGACUAUGCUGGACAACGAGAGGUAGUUGCAGAAGAAAUCGGCCAUAGAGUUUAUGCUGAGAUCAUGAGAUACUCAAAUGACAUAAAAGGAGAACGGAAAUCGCAUCUUCACGAAGGACGCAAAGCUCAGCAAUACUUGGACAUGUGCUUAAAACAAAUGGAUAAUAGCAAGAGGAAAUUUGAAAGAGAGUGUAGAGAGGCAGAGAAAGCUCAACAAUCCUAUGAGAGACUGGAUAAUGACACCAAUGCCACAAAAUCUGAUGUUGAAAAGGCAAAGCAGCAGCUCCAUCUGCGCACACACAUGGCAGAUGAAAGUAAAAAUGAGUACGCUGCACAGCUCCAGAAUUACAACGCAGAGCAACACAAACAUUUUUAUAUUGUCAUCCCACAGGUAUAUAAGCACCUCCAAGAAAUGGAUGAACGCAGAACUAUAAAGCUAAGUGAAUGUUAUAAAGGCUUUGCUGAUGCUGAGCGAAAAGUUAUACCCAUUAUUUCCAAGUGUUUAGAAGGAAUGGUUCAAGCAGCCAAGUCGGUGGAUGAGAGGAGGGACUCCCAAAUAGUGGUGGAUUGCUUCAAAUCUGGCUUUGAGCCUCCCGGGGACUUUCCCUUUGAAGACUACAGCCAGCAUAUUUACAGGACAGUGUCUGAUGGCACCAUCAGUACCCCAAAGCAAGAAUCAUUAAAGCCUGAUCCCAGAAUGACAGUUGGGAAAGCCAAAGGCAAACUUUGGCUGUUUGGAAAGAAACCCAAGAGCAAUAUCCCACCCUGCCCCUUGCACGACACCAUGUCAGAAAGUGACCCUCUGCACUAUUGUGUGAGUGAGGUUAACACACACAGGCAGAGAGCUGCUUCUCUGAGAGGAAUAAAAAGAGUGUGGUCAUUACGGAUGGGUCCAGCUCUGGAAGAUUUCAGCCACCUUCCGCCAGAACAAAGACGCAAGAGGCUGCAACAGAGAAUUGAUGAGCUCAGUCGAGAACUUCAGAAGGAGAUGGAUCAAAAAGACGCGCUAAAUAAAAUGAAAGACGUCUACGAGAAGAACCCACAGAUGGGAGAUCCAGGCAGCUUGCACCCAAAAAUAGCUGAAACAACGAGCAACAUUGAAAGGCUGCGGAUGGAAAUUCAUAAAAACGAGGGUUGGUUAUCAGAAGUGGAAGGCAAAGUGUCCCAGAGAAGUGAGAGACGGCACAGUGCUGAAGCCAAUCAUCUUGUAGCACAAGGAAGAGAGAGCCCUGAAGGAAGUUAUACUGAAGAUGCCAAUCAGGAAGGCAGAGUACAGCCUCAGCACCAUGCUCACCCCGAGUUUGAUGAUGAAUUUGAUGAUGAUGAACCUCUUCCAGCUAUAGGACACUGCAAAUCACUCUAUCCUUUUGAUGGCAAUAAUGAAGGCACCUUGGCAAUGAAAGAAGGGGAAGUUUUGUAUAUUAUAGAGGAAGAUAAAGGGGAUGGAUGGACAAGAGCAAGGAAACAAAAUGGAGAAGAGGGCUAUGUACCCACAUCCUACAUAGAGAUCACUCUAGAAAAAAACAGUAAAGGUGCAGUAACCUAUAUCUAAUGUACAUACACCAGCUACUGGUCCAACAGAAAAGGCACAAGGACAAAGUGUUAUUAGCUGAUGUAUAUUGUUCACUGUGUGAGCUCCGAGAUUUCGCUAAUGGGGAUAUUUAGUAGAAAAACAAAUAACUUGGAACUAUUUCCUAUAAUCAGGUCUUGGUUAGGGUUUUGUUUUUUUAAUUUGCCCCUAGACCAGGGCUUUCCAUCCUGAGCUCCCCCAGCUGUGAUUGAAAUUGGGUUGGGGUUUUGAAUAAUGCUUACAUAGUAGGUUGGUUGAGCGCUGAAUAGCCAUAUACCUGCUCUGUACAAGCAAUUCUUGCAGUAAUGGUACUUUCAGCGCCCUCUGACUUUUUAAAAACAUUUAGUUUGGGUUGUUUUAAUUUUUAUUUUAACCAUUUUUUAGGCAAACUGUUCAUCUGCACGGUUCUUACUUUGAAAAUAUUUUAUUAGAUUUUCAUGUUAAACAAGCGAUAACAACAAAUAUUUUGCAGAUGAAGACAGAAACUUCUUACUUUGAACAUGACCAGGUUCUCUCAAACCAUGGAAUUUGUGCUCCUGGCUUUAAAUAUUUAAUUGUUGUAAAUUCGAUGGUUUGGGUUUUUUUUUUUAAACUGUAAUUCUAAAUGUAAUUCCUGAUUAAUUUGUAGUCUGUUUUGUAUUUAAUCACAAUGUUCCAAAGAAGACAAUUUUUAUUAAUAAUUUCAAGGGAAAAUUCAUUCAAGGCAAAAUCAUUAGAAUUCUUUCUUGCCUUGCCAUAAAUAUGACCAUACUAGGAUCACAUAUGGGAAUUCUUUCAUAACACAAUAUAGCAGUGCCUUUAUUUUAUUCUUUGUUCUGUAAAAGGGAACUAGUAGUUGCAGAAAUUCUUGCGAUACAAAAUCAUUACAUACUAUGUUGUACAGGAACACGUGUGUAUAUAUACUGUGUGUAUGUACACACACACACACACACACACACACACACACACACACACACACACACACACACACACACACACACACACACACACACACACACACACACACACACACACACACACACACACACACACACACACACACACACACACACACACACACACACACACACACACACACACACACACACACACACACACACACACGGAUCUAUUAUCUGGAAUGCUCAGGAGCUUAGGUUUUCUGAAUAAACACAAUGUCUUAAUGGUUAUAAAAAAAAAAAACAUUAAAUACCAAAUAUAGCUCCAAUAUGGGGCAUAAGAAUAUUUUUUACACUUUUCUGUACAAUGCCUCCAUUUAAGUGAUCAUGAACCUUUGGCACCUUCUAGCUUUAUGCCAUGGAUUGUGGUGUGCUCCUGCCUCAAGCUUUCUCAGGAGACACACACGUCGCGUAUCCUAGGGACCACUACUGCAUGAUGAUACCAUAUGAAGUCGUCUAUGGAACCCAUGACGUUCUCUUUAGUCAUAAGGGCCUAUUUCAAGGGCAGUCUUGAAAAAGUAUAGUGAUGCAGGGGUACACCCUGAACCCUAAUAAUAGUUUUGACUGUUGCUUUUAUAGGCAAUGUUGGGGCAUUUAGCCUGCUGUCUUUUAUUUAUGGCAUGCUCAAUUGUGGAAUCAUAAUCAAAGCUUGAGACCUAUUUGCUAGCUCUGUGCACAAUAGGUUCCUCCAUGCUUGUGCAUCCAUAUUCAGAAAGGGAGACUGCUUUGCUUGCUAUCCGCUAGCAAACCUUUAUUGUAUUCUGGGGAAUUCUUUUUGGCUUAAAUAUCUCUCAAAAGGAACAAAUACACAUGCUCUGUUUUCUCCAUCUGAAGUGCAUUGGUAACUGGCCUCUUUUUUCUCUUUUUCCUCUUGGACUACAGGUUCCUGAAGAGGGGUUUCUGUGACUCUGGGCGAGAUGUGGAAGGCGGCUACAUGCAGCUUCUUUUAAGGGGAGGGGAAUAGGCCGGGCCCAUGUGAGAGCAGCAACAAGCAUGAGUGCAUGAUACAUGCAUCCAUUGUUCACUAACUCCGUGACACCCUCAGUUUAUUACUUGAUGCAAUAACCUGAGUGCAUAAUGCAAGCAGCAGUUUGCUGAAAUUUACCAUCAACUUGACUUUAAGUGGAAAACAUACUAGUGAAUGUUCAUUAAAGGGAAUCUAUUGUUAAUACACAAUUUCUGAUAUUUUCAUUCCGCAAUGGCAAACAUCAUAGAACUUCAUUUACUCAGAAGAGCCGGAGCUGAAGAUCACUAACUGGCAGGCCUUGCAUUUGGGACAUUUAUCCUCUACUCUGGUUAUUGUUCUUAUAGCAGAAUAUCAUACACCAAUGUCAGGCAAUCUGGCCGCUCCUAUUCAUGACAAAAUUCUUUCUUUAUGUCAAACAAAAAGUAUAUAUUUUUUUUUCACUCCAUCCAUGUUUUGGCACCUCAAUAGAACUAGUAGUUACUAAAAACACUGCUUAUGCUUUUGUAAGAUUUAAAAGUAACAAUAGAUUCCCUAUUGAGCUGCUUUCAGGUGUAAAGUGAAUGUUGGUUGGUAGUUCUUCCUUGGUUUAACUGAACUGUGGCCUCCUGAGCUCUCCUGAUAUCUCAACCAGAUACUUCAGCCUGUAUCCGGACUAACUGCAGGCUGAACAUUGUCCUAUAAAACUGUCAUGCUAUACUUCUGUGGUUUUAGCCUGAGGCCGAGGCACACAAGGCAAGGAGAAGAACAUUGGGGCACAAAACUGCACCAUUUACCUCAUGUGCCACUGCCUUUAGAUAAAACCUGCAACAAAAAAAAAGGUUCCACAUUUGUGGUUCAAGAUGUCCUAGUUCAGUUAACCUACUUCUUGGUUCACAGGGUAGCAAUAACAUUUGCAGCGUUCUAGAAUAUUCACUAGCAUGAUCCACCCAAUAGUAUUAUCCCCAAGGCCAGCUGCCUGUUGGGUUUAACAUGUGAAUGUCUGCCUGUGCCAUCUCCAUUCUCGACCCUAACACUCUGCAUGUAGUGGGCUUUUUGUUCUUUUUAUUGUUUUUCCUCCAUGGGUCUGUUCUUCUUUCCGUGGGCUGCCUUACUUCAUAUCAACUUAUUAUUAUUAUUAUCAUCACUAAAUCCAUUCAUAGCAAUGCCCAUCUCUCAAGUUUUGCUGCUAUUGCUGUCCGUCUCUCUCUCUCUCUCGGUAACUUAUUACAUUCCAGUUUUCUCUCGUUGAUAAAGCGUUUGUUUGCCUACAAUUCUUUUUCCUUUGUGCACCGUUUCUGGCGACGGAAAUCUCUGAAAUCCGGAUCCUGUUCUCUCCCCCCCCCCCACACUCCUCAUUGGGAAGAUCAUUCUACACUGGGCACAUUGGCCAACGAAUGAGAAUCUUCAUCCUUCUUUAGACCAAGUCGACUACUUACCAUUCAGAUGCUGCCUUAAACUGGAGUGCCUACCACACCGAUUCUCAAUGAUACCCACUCCCCACUGAAAUGGCAACGCUGCAAUUGUUAUGCAGCUAAAACUCUCACAACCCUCUGUAUUUUAACGUCGGCUAGACUGCUGUGGUUACGUAACCAUCCUAAGCAACAGCCUAUUAAUUCAAUGAAAUAGGAAAAUUCUUUGUGAUUUCUUGAUAACUGUUAUAGAAUAUGGACUCGAUGCUGAUUUGCUAACACAGAGGCUGUAACCUUUUCCACAGUAGCAGGAAUAUCCUUUGAGAUCACGGAUCGCAUCCAUGGAAAAUCCACCUUCCUGCAAGUUCAAUGAGCCACUAAGGAGCUAACUGGGAGUUGUAGAUCCACAACGGCUUCCUGGCGCUUGUGUUAUGGGUUUAUUACAUUCAGAACUUGUGUCCUUCCAGCUCAUGUUGCACUACAUGUUGUUAAUGGUAUGUAGUUGUAGUGCAGUUCAGCAACAGAUGGAGGAUGUCGAAAUCCAAAUCCAUUUUUUAUCAUGAGUUCCAGUCAUCCUGGCCUAUAAACCUUAUACAAAUAAUGGUAAUAUUUUAUAAUUGUAUGCACUUUUACUUUUUUUUUUUUUUUUUUUUUAAUAAACCAGUUGAAUUCUGAUCUGUUUAUAUUGUACAUAUAAAUGUCCACUGAGCCCACUUCAGUCACUUGUCUUUCUCCAAAACUUGUGAGUGUGUUAAACUGUAGCUCACUGUUCCGCCAGGGCCAAGUCUAAUUUAUACUUUUAUUCACACAGACUCCGGAGUCGUGGUUUAUUGUGUUGGAGAGUUGACUAGCCGUAUCGUUACGCAAUCAAAAUAGAAAUUUGAAAGUGUCGUGUUAGUGGUCUGGUGGUUUAAUGGGACAUGUACUCUGCCAUAUAACAGUGUAAAAUUGCUGAGUUUUUAUUUUGAAAGAUUUCACAUUUUUGAAGUCUUUACACUAACAUUGUGAAUAUGUAGCAUAAGGGCCUUUCAGACAGGACAGGAAGCUUCUCUUGAGGCUUCCCUGCUCAGUUCUAUGACUCUAUGUAACAGCAAUCUUAGAACUGAGCAGGGAAGCCUCAGGAGAUGGUUCUGCAGCAGCAAAUUAAACUUUUCUGCUUGAACAGGGUGCGAUGCUCAUUAAAAAUUGUACAUUGCUAUAUGUAGGCUAUAUGUCCAGUUCAAGUUGUGGCAUUUUACUGCUACUGAAUUGUUAUCCGAAAUGGAUAAAAAGGUUUGGCUUUGAGCUGCAGCACUCCAAUCCAGUGUGUAUUUAGCCAGGUUUCUAUUGGCUGUGACCAUAUUUCCCAGUGUCCUUCAGUGUUAUCUUCAGUCGUUUUCCUAUAAAAUGUACAAAUUUUCGAUGUCAGGCCAAUUGUACUCGUCAUGAAAGGGGAGGAAGAUAAAUACCACUAUUGCAUUGAUAACAGGCUGGGACUAUUUAAAUAGUUUGACUAGAUUCUGAAUAUUGUACACAAGGGUUAUUUAUAUAGCGUCUAUCAACAAAACUACAAACAUUUGUAGGUUUUCUUUUCUCUUUUUAUAUAUAGUAAUCGUGUUGCUAAACCAUUUUGUUGCCAGAGGAGUCUGCCAUCUUUGUUUUGACCCCUGGCAACAAAUAUGUUCUGUAUGAUGGUUGCAGGUUGUUUUAUUGUUUGCAGUGCGUUCAGUCAGCACCAAGCAAUAAAGCAAAUGUUUUCACGCGCUCACUAUUCGCUUUUAUGCCAAACAAGGCAACGUAAAUGAGUAGAUAGGAAAGUAUAAGAGCGUUGUACUCGCACGCAGUUCUACAGUCAUUGUUCUGUUAACGUGACUCGUAUUAAUACAUCUUUACCCCCCGAUGAACGUUUCUUUUUAAUCCAAUGUGCACACGUUGAUUUUUAUUGGUAAAUACAUUGUUUAAAAUAGUGUUCUCUGUUGAGAAUAUUUUCAUGGAAUAAAACAAAGGAAACCUU
Molecule: messenger RNA, 7329 nt
Organism: Xenopus laevis (African clawed frog)
Lineage: Eukaryota; Metazoa; Chordata; Amphibia; Anura; Pipidae
Gene: fnbp1l.S
Product: formin binding protein 1 like S homeolog
Exons: 16
Coding region: 235-2025 (596 amino acids)
Biological process (GO): signal transduction
Cellular component (GO): cell cortex; cytoplasmic vesicle; cytoplasm
Source: RefSeq, a predicted model, not a curated record